Molecule: messenger RNA, 519 nt
Organism: Lathyrus oleraceus (garden pea)
Lineage: Eukaryota; Viridiplantae; Streptophyta; Magnoliopsida; Fabales; Fabaceae
Exons: 1
Coding region: 1-519 (172 amino acids)
Source: RefSeq, a predicted model, not a curated record
AUGUCGUUCGCUGUUUCUAAUGCAUCUGGAGUAUUUAUGGAGUACAUGAAUCGUAUCUUUCAUACUUACUUAGAUCGUGUUGUUGUGGUAUUGAUUGAUGACAUUCUGAUCUAUUUUAAAUCAAAAGAAGAACAUGUUGAGCAUUUGCGAGUUGUAUUACAAGUGUUGAAGAAGAAGAAGAAGAAGCUUUAUGCUAAGUUUUCGAAGUGUGAAUUCUGGUUGAAAGAGGUUAUCUUGCUUGGUCAUGUUAUUUCAGGUGGUGGUAUUGUUGUGGAUCCAUCCAAGGUAGAUACAGUUCUACAAUGGGAGUCGGUGAUAAAGAUUAGAAGCUUUUGGAGCUUGGUUGGUUAUUACCGCAGGUUUAUUGAAGGUUUUUCCAAAUUGGCACUUUCGUUAACUCAAUUGACCUACAAAGGUAAAUCAUUUGUGUGGGACGUUCAUUGUGAGAACAUUUUCAUAGAGCUGAAGAAAAGGUUGACUGCAACUCCGAUUUUGAUUUUACUUGAACUGAAUGAAUAA